AUGCCCAUAGGGGCUAUUACAGGUGGCACCGUUGGUGGAGUAAUUGUGCUGGCACUCCUGGGAUUCCUCCUUUUCUUCUGGUGCCGGCGGAAGGGCCGCGAGAACAAUCAAGCUGAUCAAAUGGAAGUAACGCGGGCACCGCAGCCGCUUAGCCCCUAUAAAGACUUGUUUGCUAGCACCCCAACCAUAGCUAAUCCCAGAAUGCCAAUGCUGGAUGGCUCAACGUACAGGCCAGAAUCGGCGAUGGACUAUAUGAAUUCGCCGCCCUCGACGGUGUUUUCUUUUUCGACCAGGGAUAGUCGUGUUGCGCCCCAUCUCUCAGAGGCGAGUGAUGACUGGGUGAGGUCACCAGAGCAGAUCCACAAUCUGCACGCCAUCUUGGAACUCGAUGGAAGCGAUAUCAGGGUCCCUGGGUACGGCCAGAGAUUUUAA
Messenger RNA from Pseudomassariella vexata, 432 nucleotides. RefSeq lists its product as uncharacterized. The transcript is spliced from 2 exons. Bases 1 to 432 code for a protein of 143 amino acids. The record is from RefSeq and is a predicted model, not a curated record. NCBI's taxonomy places the organism in Eukaryota, Fungi, Ascomycota, Sordariomycetes, Amphisphaeriales, Pseudomassariaceae.